AUGGCUCGGUGGUUUCUAGAAAGAGAGAAUUCUACCUUUUCUCUUCGGAGAGGGCGAGAGAUUUGGAAGGUUAAAAAGGUUGGAACUGAAGAUGAUGAAGCUCCAACCUUCAAGUCCUCUUCAAACCCAAAUGAAGAAAUGCCAACACCGAGGAAGAAGCUUCCAGCUCGAUCUGUUGUUACAUUUUUUAGGCACGACUGUUCAAACCUACACUUUGGUCUUGGGCUCCGUGUGGUAAGCACCCUUUUUGGUUAUAGGCGUGGCCAUGUUCACUUUGCUUUUCAGAAAGAUCCCAAUUCCCCACCAGCUUUCCUUAUUGAUCUUGCUAUACCAAUUAAUAUUAAACUCCAUAAAUGA
Messenger RNA from Durio zibethinus, 357 nucleotides. The record is from RefSeq and is a predicted model, not a curated record. Lineage: Eukaryota; Viridiplantae; Streptophyta; Magnoliopsida; Malvales; Malvaceae.